CAGCUCCACGGCAGGUAAGACGCUCAGCAACUUGUCGCUGCUCUGCUCGCCUUCAACUUGGACGAGCGACCGUCGGCGCGCGGUCUGGAAUGACCCCCCCCGCCCCCACAAAGUCCGGGUCAGCUGACAUUCCGCCGCGAAUGCCAAUGCAAAGCGAAACCCGGGCCGGCACCCCACCACACUCUCCCUCUGUCUUGCACUGCGGACCCUCCCCGGCCCAGAAGCGCUUGGAGCUGACGCCCUACUGACGGCAGCCCCUCAUCGUCGUCAUGCCCGGUCGCAGAAAGUCGUCCAUUUCCUGCACGGUCCGAGUCGACCUGAAUGAGGUGCUGGAUGUCGAAAUUUUGGACACGAAAAUGUUGUCGGAAAACAAUAUGAUUGACGGGUCCGGGCCUUGUGAGAAAAGUGAUUGCCUUCGGAGUGCGGAGGGGUCGGACCAGGAAAAUCUCCAUCCUGUGACAUUGGAAGACCAGCAGUCAAGUGAACAAGACAAGGAUGAUAAGGACGUGUCGCAGUCAGACUAUGAGGCUCAGAAGAAAGAGCCCAAAGGCUAUGAGUGCAAAUGUUGCCCGUUCUGGUGCCAGAACCUAAAAGACUUUAAAGAUCACGUGGACUCCAGCCAUCCCAAUGUGAUUCUCAAUCCACUGUAUCACUGCGCCGUCUGUGACUUCAACACCCAGAAAUUUGAGCUUCUCACAAAGCACAACAAGAGCCUUCAUCCUGAUGAGAACAACUUCAAAUUCAAGAGGAUCAAGAAGAACAAUCAGACCAUCUUAGAGCAGACAAUCCAAGUCCAGGGUCGUCCCGAUCCCGAAAAACAUUCUGGAAGUGACGCUACCGUGUUCCCGCCCUACUUAUCCAGCACAGUGAACUCACCAGAAUACAUCGAGUCCCUCCGUGGCGGCGGCCGAGUCUCCGACCAGAAGGAUCCGAUCACAGCACUCAACAUCAAUGGCACCGUCAUCAUUCCGGAGCCAUCUGUCCUCCAAGACCUGUCCCACGUCAGCCCUGUGCUCCAGCGCCCGCCCAACUUUAACUGCCAACCGAAAAUAGCCGUUCCUUUGAACAGUACCAAAUACAACCCAUCCCUGGACCACAACCUGACCCUGAUCACCUCCUUUAACAAGUUCCCCUACCCGACGCACGCAGAGCUGUCCUGGCUAACCGCCGCCUCCAAGCACUCAGAGGAACAAAUCAAAGUUUGGUUUACCACCCAGCGGCUCAAGCAGGGCAUCACUUGGUCCCCGGAGGAGGUGGAGGAGGCCAGGAAGAAGAUGUUCAACGGUUCCAUCCCUGCCCCGUCUACGAGUCGAGUCUCUACCCCGUCUGCCGCAGCCUUCCAACAGGCUCCCGUGGAGCGUCGUUUCCCAACAGCCACGCCAAAUUCUGUCAGUGUCAUAUUUGCUGAAAACGUUCCCGCUGAAGUUGCCGUCAGUUCCAGUCACUUGCUUAAACGAUCCCUGAUGACUCAUUGCGGUCCCAAGUCCAAGAGACCUGUCAUGGCAGUCGCCCCUAGUCAAGGAGGCCCUAAAGACAAGGGCCUCAUGGCUCCUGUGCCAACCGUUCCCUCCCAAAAAGAGCACCAUCCAAUGGCUCCACCGUUCACAACGGGUUUGAAGAAGUUGCCCGCUGUUGUGCCUUUAAUGCCGUUAUCAUCACCGUACACAAAGGGGAAGCUUCUCCCUUUGUCAGGAAACCCCAAAACCAAACCGGUGGUGUCACUUCCAUCCAUCGUCUUUCCAGAGUCCUUAACGAGGCCAACGAUUGCGCCGCCACCCAUCUUUGCCCCGCCAUUUAAAAGCUCAUUACUUCUGCCUCGACUUUGCAAAGAGAGGCUCCCUACCCCGUUGCCAGCCGCUAAUGUGACAUUCCCAAAUUCACCUCCACUCGUCACCCCUCAUACAAGGAGGCUCCCCAUCAUCCAGUCCGCGCGCACUCCGGCGAAAACCCCCACUGGCAUGCCAGGGCAAGAAGAGCGGAGUGCGGAAGAGGAAGGCGGCUCGCGGGGAGCCGCGACGCUCAAUCCCGUCGAUCUUCUGCUUGUAGAUUCCCAUCAGAAAUCCUCACUGCUCACUCAGUUCCCGCUGCUUGAAAGAAUGAAGGGCAAGACUCCAGACCAGCUGAAGAUCCUGGAGGAGCACUUCCUGAGGAAAAGCUUCCUCUCCCACAGCGACAUGGACAAUCUGGCGCUCACCACCCGUCUAUCCCACCGCGAAAUCGACGGCUGGUUUGCGGAGCGCCGGGCACUCCGGGAUAACCUGGAACUCGCCCUCCUCAACUCAAUGGGGACAAAGAGGACUGAGGUCGGCAAAGGCGCAACUCUGCCCCUAAAUGGGCUUCGCAAGCAAAGUUUUGGUGCGGAGGAUCUUAAAAGUGGCUCCCUGCCUCCGACACGCUCCUUUCAAAAUUCCUGCUCAGCGGCAGUCCUCAAGGACCACUUUGCUCAAACUGAGGGGGCGACUCCAUCGGAGGUUUGGCCCGGACUUGCCCGUGUUGGCCUGGCACGCUGGUUUUGCGACACCCGCUCAACACUGCACGCGGAAUUAUUCAACAACGGCGGACUGAACGGGGGUCCUGCGCUCCCAGAAAAACCUGCUUCUUCCAGCCCCCGUGGGUGCGGCAAGGAGGGCGGAGCUAAGGUUCUGGAGGCCGAGCUGGGCCGGCUGAUGGAACAGCACGCUAACGGUCUUAGCGUGCUGCAGCAUGGCGAGUUACAAGACAGCCUCGCUACCAGGUGUGAAUAACAACAAUCGUCUUAUUAACCCCCUGCUGGACACGUCGAGAACGGCGGCACACUGCAUCCUCGGUUGUCGCCUUGGCAACAAGAAGUGUGUCCCCCCUGGCCCCGAAGGAUGAUUGACAGGAGGUGUGUCCCAAACAGGAUUGUGACGGUUAGCUGGCGCGGCUAACGUGUUUCGUUCUUCAUCUGUGCGGGUGGGGCUGGCAGCCAUUUUGAUUCUGUUGCUGACUUUGGGCCUUUAGGGAGGCCUGUUGCCAUGGAGACUGAACUACAACACACCUUAGGCACUGCCUCCCCCCUACUUGCUGCAAGCUUUAGCCAUACCCACACUCGUGUGUGUGUGUGUGAGACUUUGUUUUAGUGCGUGCGCUACUUCUACUACGUGUGUGUGUGUGCGCGUGCGUGCGUCUGACUGUGUGUGCAUGUGUGUCAGUCUGUGUGAGACGUUCUUUUAUGUUUAAGUGGCCUGCUUCCACCCGUUAAAAACAAGAAUGCCGCGUGAGAGCUCGGACACACGCGCACACGUAGUGCUUGGCAACACUUAAGUCAGUCGUCGAUGUGUGCGGUGCCUGGAAUUCCGCCUGCCAUUCCCCUGCUGAGAAAGGUGGGGGGGGGGCAUUUUGGGAUCUUCACAUUCAAUCAUACUCAAAAACAAAGAAAAAGCACCUAUAGACUUUUUUUUUUUUACUGCAGCAGUGAAGUGCCAUUUUUUUUUUUCUGUCAUGGCGGACAGGCACACUUCCUGUUUUGUCCAGCCAGCUUCCUGUAGUCUCAUACAUGUUGCGUGUAACAUGUUCAUGCAACGUAAUGAACAUGUAGCACGUACACGCUACACUUGUUUGCUUUGCUAACACUUGCGAGCGUCCUCAUGUAACGCGGACUCGCAACACAUCUGGACCAAAACGCACCAGAAGUCAAUCAGCUAUGCGCGCACGCAUGCACGCACGCACGCACACACUUUCACUGCAAAAACACAAACUCUUACCGAGUGAGUUGGUCUUAUUUCUAGUGAAAUCUUCCUUUACUUAUUUUAACAGUUUGGACUUUUUAAAUAAAAUUUCAGCUAGUCUGUUUUAAGAUACAAGAUCUUAUUUUAAGAAUGUUUUCAAGUCAAUUUCUGCUACUUCCAUGGGCACAUUUUUAUACUUAAAACAAGACAUUUUGCCCUCCGAUUGGCUGGCGACCGGUUCAGGGUGUACCCCGCCUCUCGCCCGAAGACGGCUGGGAUAGGCUCCAGCAGCCCGCGACCCGCGUGAGGAGAAGCGGUAAAGAAAAUGGAUGGAUGGAAACAAGACAUUUUGUCCCGAAAAUAAGUUUUCAAAAACUGCCAAUGAAACUAGUAGGAAUUGAGUUUUAAAAUAUGAUCUUGUAUCUUAAAAUGUCUUUUUGUCUUGCUGAAAAUCUAGAAAAAAAAAUCCAAACCUUAAAAUAAGUACGUUGUUUACGUGUUUUCACGAGAAAAAAGAUGAAUACAAGAGGUAAUAUUUAGUUUUUGCAGUGUCGACGUGUGCCUGUGUACUUUAACGUAGGGAUGCACCAAUAAUGUCGGGGCCGAUACUGGACACCUCUAUGCGCACUUGUGUAAAAAAAAAAAAAAAAAAAAAGUCUGUUACACAAAAACAGGGGUUGGUUGGGUUCCUGAGGGGAAAAAAACAAAAACCCACCAAUCGGUGAAUCUCGGGUGCUGAACUGUGAAAACGCGGAGGUCCACUGUUCACAUAUUCGUAUUCAGUCUGAAGAAAAUCGUGGUAUCGGCGCGUCCCUACUUUUGACUUGUUGAAUGUCCAAGUCGGCUUCGUUCCGUCUCACUUCGUCGUCGAGGCUUGACACGUGAAUGUUGCUGCUAAGCCUAACGCAUACGUGCUAAUUAGCGCCCGAUUCCUAACAAUUCGCAUUUGGAACACGCCCUGUCCUACACGCACACACGAUUCGUCUUCGUGGCACCCUUUUUUCUCCUGCGUUACUUCUGGCUCACGUUUGUGUUUCCGUGUGACAUCCUCCAAUAAAACGCUUUUUACACCGCCAUCUUGUGCUCGCCAUCUUUACUCAUCAUGUGCGUUGGCACCGCUUUGAUUGAUUGUUGAACUUUGAGGAUCGCAUCUUAAAGCGUACCUGCCGCACGGCACCUAAAACGUGUUUUCCUAAAAGCUGGUGAGCGACUUUGGGAACGAAAGAAGACACAAAUACAAAAUGUUCGAAUGGCGAUCAAAGGCGGCAAAAGUUUUUCCGUUUUUAAUUCCCGACAGACAAGUUUGUCACCCAAGCGCUCCUCAAACUCGAUUUGUCUGCUUUUCAAGCGGGAGCGGCACACGGCCGUCGUUCCCGCGAGGUCGGUGCCGUUUACGAUCACGCUUUCUGUCAGGCUGCCGCCGUUUCUGAUCUCGCUUCCUGUCAGGGUGGCGGCGGCUCGCUUUCAUCAGCGAGCGUUUCAACUCGCUGUUCAAACGCGGCAGAAACAAAGUGCCUUUUCUCCGUUGAGGCGCGUCGUGUUCCAAAUGUCGUUCUCGGCUACGAGGGCCGAAGGACGACACGAGCGCGCGACACGGGUCUCCGAAAUCCCGGAGGAGUCGGCCACGCCCGGCGGUCCGACGGGACCUGCGAAGCGCGACAGGCGACGGCGUGCGCGGCCCGGGCUCCUCCGGGAGUUGGCUCGGCGCUGGGGAACGUCUGGAAGACAGAAACGCUUAGUGGGAAGUGACAGACUCGAGCGCCGCUUUGAAGACCGGUAGACGCCGGCGGAGUUAAUGCAGGUUAAUGCCGACGCUAUACAUCAAAAGUGAACGUGACAGACGCAACGCGUUGACGCGGUAUACGCUCGUCAGUUGUACUUGGUACCUUUAGCACAAUGCCACGCUUUGUACAACAACCGCUUCUUCAAACCUGUAGCCGCCACAACACCUGUUCCAAGCGCUGCUUUCAAAGUGUUUUCUUGAGUGGCCGACCGUUACGCUGCCAUUCCAAGUUGAAAUCGGAGGUGAAGCACAUAUGCCGUCGGAAUGACAGCAGUGAGGGCCUUGACGGCCUUCUCUGCUGGCCUAAAUGCUAUCAAAAGCGCUGACCUACAAUUACAACUUAAUUAAAUGAUUAACCCUUAUUAUUAUAUGAUAUAAUACAAAUAUAAUGUAUAUUUAGUCUUCCCAUCUUACGGCCGUGUAACAGUAUAGGUAUUUUUUUUUUUUUUCAGCUUCUAUUUGUUGCCAUGUAAAUGUAAUCUGCCCAAGGCCUUCAAAAUCACAAGCGCUGGCAUCAAACACACACACACACACACACACACACACAGUUAUUUCGUUCUGUAACCAAUAGGGUUGGGCAUUGAGAAUCGAGAACCGAUUGGAACCGGGGACUAACGUUCUGGUUCUCCUAUAGUCGUUCAAAUUUAAAAAGUUCGGUUCCCAGUUUCAAUUCCUACAGUCCGCCCACCCCGAAGAAGAAGUGGCGAAAACCAACGAAGAAGAGCGCGCGCCGAAAUGCCCUUGCGCCCAACGGAGGCCGCGGCGAACAAAAGUGAGUCUUAACUUUGUUAAAAUGAAUGACCAGUGGCCUCAGUGCAACACUUGGAAUAAGAUUAUAUUGAGCCAAGGAGUUUUUCCCGAUGUGUAUCGUCUGACGCGCUCCGAGCCUCAGCCUCCGCCGCGUGGAGCUUCAGGCAAGUCAGCUCUGUCGAUUUGCGUGAGUGAAACAAUAAAAGAUGUCUAUGCCGACAUUGAGACAGCUAACGAGGUAAACGGUUGCUUGUACUUUUGCACUGAAGGUUUUUAGUGUUUAUUUUAGUCUUCCAAAACAACGUAAGCAUCGAUGACAGGACAAAAAAAAGAAGCUUAACAUUGGGCUAAAACUUCCCCGUAGCAACUUUACAUCACAAUGAAUUGGGACAAAAGUCACAUAAAUGUUGUCUCACAGUAUCACAAACAUUAACCUUGUGUCUCAUCAGUGGGUAGGGAAAGGAAUCAGCCUUUUAGAGCAUUUGGUUCCAUCCAUUAAAAAAAAAAAUCAAUCAAUCACCGGUGCCGUGUGAAGUUACUUUUCGAGCCAAAAUGCUGAGUCCCGCUGGGUACCCUUCAAAAUAAAAGGCUACAAGCUUAAAACGUCAAGUCAAGUCAAAACUUGCACAUAUAAACCAUUUGACGUGAUGUAACAGUCCCAAAUAACCAUUUUAACAAUGCUGUAUUUAACCUUUAGCUGAAACAUUAAUUAAUGUAAAGCACAUUGAGUUACCUUGUGCAUGAAAUAUAUAUAAAUUGUGCGCUAUAUAAAUAAAAUUGCUUUGCUUAAUGAAUAUUAAGUCAAUUGAGUUAGUUCCACACACAUUUCCUUUUAGUUCAUAGGUUUGAUAUUGAUACUGAUUAUAAAGAACCCCGAGUCAGAUGUUCAUUUUAGUCUAUGCUACGCGUUGCUAAGAAAACUGAUGUUCAUAAUUUGGACACCCUUUAUUUAAACCAUGCAAACAUUUUUGACCCAGCUAAAUAGUCUGUUUACCCCUCUGAUUGGUUGAGCUGAAUACGCGCACUGGGGAGGACGAUGUCUGAUGUGAUUGAAAAUUCAUUUUCAAAAAACUCGACUUUGGGAGGUUCAGUCAAGACACAGACGGGCAGGAGGAAAGAAUGAGGUCUUUGCAUGUCUGUAUCAGCAUCUCUGUAUUUUAUUGUAUUCUCUGUAUUUUAUGUCAAGUACCAUAAUUUCGCGUGUAUAAUGCACAUUUAUUCACCCAAAAAAUUGUCAAAAGUCAAUAGUGCGCAUUAUACAUGGGUAUAGGGGAAAAUGGGGGGGGGGGGGACAAAUGUAUGCCGCCAUCUAGAGGUUAUGAAAAAGCUGUACACUUUCCUUCCAAUAUGCUAUCGCCACCUAGAGGUUAGGAGAAAAGUGUACACUUUCAUUCCAGUAUCCCCCCGCCACCUAGAGGUUAAGAAAAAGGUGUAGCCUACACUUUCAUUCCAGUAUGACAGGGGUACGUAUGACUGCAUAUAUGUACAGUUGUGCUCAUAGGUUUAUAUAGCCUGGCACAAAGUAUGACAUAUUUUAUUUUUAAAUACAACUGAUGACUGAACAACAACCAUCAUUAAUUUAUUUAUGGUUAUGUUUUGUUUAAUCAUAAUGCUUUUCUGAAAUGCUUGACAGUUUAAUUUGAAUCCCAUUAAAAUAACAUUAAAUGUGU
Messenger RNA from Phycodurus eques (leafy seadragon), 7892 nucleotides. Its product is annotated as zinc fingers and homeoboxes protein 2-like. The transcript is spliced from 3 exons. NCBI's taxonomy places the organism in Eukaryota, Metazoa, Chordata, Actinopteri, Syngnathiformes, Syngnathidae. The coding region runs from base 270 to 2744 and encodes 824 amino acids. Gene Ontology annotation, biological process: regulation of transcription by RNA polymerase II. Gene Ontology annotation, molecular function: DNA-binding transcription factor activity, RNA polymerase II-specific; DNA binding. Gene Ontology annotation, cellular component: nucleus. The record is from RefSeq and is a predicted model, not a curated record.